Molecule: messenger RNA, 1641 nt
Organism: Dictyostelium purpureum
Lineage: Eukaryota; Evosea; Eumycetozoa; Dictyosteliales; Dictyosteliaceae
Exons: 1
Coding region: 1-1641 (546 amino acids)
Cellular component (GO): mitochondrion
Molecular function (GO): protein-arginine omega-N symmetric methyltransferase activity
Source: RefSeq, a predicted model, not a curated record
AUGAUUAAAACAAAUAAAAUAUUUAAUAAUUAUCUAAAAAAUAACUACCUAAACAUUUUAAAUUACUCCAAAAACACAAAUAACCAUCCAAACUAUAAAACCUUAAAUAAAAUUAAGGAGCUUAAUAAAAAAAAACUUCAGCAUCAACAACAACAAGAAAAAGAACAAGAACAAAACCAAUCACUAGUUAAUAAAGAUGAAGUUUUUAAAAAUUUCUAUGAUAUAUUAAAAGACAAUGAUAACAAUACCACAUUAAAUAAUAGCAACGAUGAUAUAAAUAAUAUAAAUAAUAUAAAUAAUAAUACAAAAAACAAUAAUGUAAAAAACUCAUUAAAACUUAAAACACAAAUUAUGAGAGAUUUUAUUCAAGAUUCUUUAUACAACCAAGACUAUGGGUAUUUCCAAACUAAAGAAGUUAUCAUCUCACCCAAUAUUAAAAUUCCACCAUUAAACUCACUUAAAAACUUCAGAGAAUACAAUAACUAUUUACACUAUAUCUAUAAAAGUUUAGAACAUGCCUGGUUAACACCUGUUGAAUUAUAUAAACCAUAUUAUUCAUGGUCAAUUGCAAACUAUAUCAUCGAUAAACAUAAUAACAGAGAAGAUAAGAGUAAGAAUUUAAAAAUUUAUGAAAUUGGUGCAGGUUCUGGUACAAAUGCAUUAAAUAUAUUGAAUUUUAUGCGAUCAAACCAUCUAGAAAUCUACAAGACCAUGGAAUAUAAAAUCAUCGAAAUUUCCAAACCAUUAGCAUUGAAACAAUUCAAUAGAAUUAAAGCAGACCAUCCAGCAUUAAAUAUUCAAAUUAACAAUACCAGCAUCUUCAAUUGGACACAUAAAACUGAAGAGGAUGAAUGCUUUAUUAUUUUAACCGAGGUUAUAGAUAAUUUGCCACAUGAUAAAAUUGUACUCUCAUCAAAUGGUAUUUUCGAAUCAACUGUUUGCAGCACUGUAUUUGAAACUUUUGAAAAAUCAAAAUCAAUUCUUUCGAAUCACAAAAGCUCAGGAUACUACCGUGAAGAAACAAGACAGCUUACUGACCCAAUUAUCAAAGAGUAUUUAGAAUACGAAGAGCAUAUUAAAAAAUCAUCAAGUUUCUUCCCAAGAAUUCCCAUGCUAGUUUCAAUUAAGGAAUUCUAUCAAAAAUAUCUCAAAUCAUUCUUUAAAGACGACGAAGAAAGAUAUCUACCAACUGUAUGUUUCAAACUCUUUCAAAUAUUUUCAAUAUAUUUCCCAAAGCAUCACAUUGUUUUAGCAGAUUUCGACGAGCUCCCAUCAUUGGUUAAAGGUGAAAAUGCCCCAACUGUUCAAAAGAAAAUACCAAUCACAACUGGUGACAUUAACAAUCCAUAUCAUGUCCCUGGAUCUAACCCAAGAGGUUACGAAUCAAUUGAUAUGGAAGAAAUUUUAACUGAACCGGGCUCAUGCGAUAUUUUCUUCCCAUAUGAUUGGAAAAAUCUAAAACAAAUGUAUUGUUAUACAAAUCGUGACAGACUUGCAAAUAAUUUCGAACAAGUUAAAACCUACAAACAUAAAGAAUUUUUGAAGAAAUAUGGUAAGGAUUAUUUAAAUGAAACCAAAACAAAAUCAGGUUACAACCCAAUGAUAAGAGACUAUGGUAAUAUGUCAUUUUUAUUAUCAUAA